AACCAAAAUACAACCAGUCUAAUAGCCAUCUUUGGUCUUUCCUUUUGUUCUCUAUCUUUUGCCCCACGCUCUCUCCCCUUCUUAAUAUAACUUCAUACCCUCCAGAAUGUCCUCGCCCACCCCUUCCCGUCGUCACUCCGGAGACUCCUCUGUCCUUCUCUCACCAAUUCUCUCUCCAACCGCUUCCCAAACAGAUCUUACCGCCGCCGCAUAUCCCCCUCGAGCUAGCAGGCCCCCGAAGGGACGGAGAGGCUCUACUGCAAGUUCUAUUAUCUCUUUAAACUCUUCCCUCGGAACAGUUGUCGACUGGCGAGCCCCCAAGGAUUAUGAUGGAGGAGCCGGAGGUGGUGGAAGUGCUAGCAGCACCUGUAUGUCUCUAUUUCCUACUCGCCCGCCAUCUGCCCACCAAGACCUCCCCCCUGCCCCCUCCCCUCCCUCCCCAAUGAAAUGGGCCCGCCGGAAAGCUGAAGCCUGAGCCAAAUCCCGCGCUGCGGUCUAUAUACAUUUCAACUAGCAAUUUCUUCCCUUCUCGAGACCCCGCAAUCCCGCGCUUCCGCCGCGUCACGACCGAAGCCUGGCGAAAUUCCACCGGUAACCCUAACGAGUAUUCCUAAAAUCAAACUAAGCGAAUUCGCUCCCUACCUGAGAAUAUCCGGAGAAUACGAGAAGUAUCGGAGGGCAAAGGACAUGGGAUUGGAGGAGCACAUCCGGCUGGCGAGCGUGAAUCAGCCGAAACACCAACCUGUAUCACCAUCACCGAGUGUAGCCGAUCUGGCGGUAGCUGGUGGAGAGAGUGGAUUGUUACAGAAUGCUGGGGGUGGAGGGGAUACUUCAUCUGCCAAUAGCUCUCCUAGGAGAAGGAGGGCCAGGAAAGGAAGCUUAGCAGCGACCCCACUGUCAACGGUUCCGACCGUCUACUUUGACGAAAACUUUCAGCUUGAGAAUCCCCGUACGUUCGAUGUCGUCAGUGAGCGAUCCGAUGUCAUCCGUCCUGCACCCACCAAUUCAGCUGAGGGGCCCGUGCUAUCAUCUGGAGCCUCGGUGUCCUCACUCAACUCGCAACGGAGGGCGCUGGCGACAAAUGCGAUCCUACAAGAGAAGCUAUCAUGGUACAUGGACACAGUGGAAGUUCACUUGAUAUCUUCCAUCUCAACAGCAAGCUCCUCUUUCUUCGCAGCUUUAGGAGAUCUCCGUGAAUUACAUUCGGAGGCUACAGCUAGCGUUCAAAAGAUCCAAGGCUUACGGAAGGAGCUGGUCACAUUGGAUGAGGAACAGGCCGUAAAGGGACUGGAGAUUGUUCGAUUGCGACGUCGAAGAGACAAUAUAGCAAGGCUAGAAGGGGCAGUCAAACAGACGGAGCGGGUUCUGCAAUCAUUCCAAAGCGCCGAAAGGGCACUGGUCGACAAUGAGGUUGAUGUUGCUCUGGCAGGCGUCGCAGAAACUGAUAGACUGAUAUGUGGAAGGGGUCAGGAGGGAUUACUAGACCUCCGUCCUGUGCGAGCCCUUGAAGCUGUCAGCGCUGAUCUAGCUCAUCUCCGUUGGCGUAUAGGCAAAGCGUUUGAAGCCCGAUUUGUAGAAGGUCUGCUCACGGACCUUCGGAAGCAUGUGGAGCGAGUGCCGCCCGCUGAGACUCUAAGACGCUUUGCCCAAAGCUUCCAGAGGGAGCAAUAUCAAAGAUUUGUUUCCGCGAGGCAACGAGACAGUCUUCAACCACCCCCACGUUCAUCAAGCCUACCCCCGGAAUACACUCAACUCUCAGAUAGCUUGCGAUCUCAACUCAUGCGACAUCUUAACGGCCUGCAGCGCGCGAAGCACGUCAAUGAAGCAGUUCAGGCAUAUAGAGAUGCAGUUAUCAAAGAAGCCAAAAGCCUAAUACGAAGAAACAUGCCAAACGGUGAUGACAACGAAAGUGCAAUGUCCGGCAUGACUAACUCUCGCUCUGGCGGUAUCCGAACAAGCAGCCAAGAUAAAUCCUUGUUACUCGCUCGUUCACUGCGCUCACUUGGCCCUGCCGAUUCUGAAGACUUACUCGUGAAAAUCUACACAAGUGUAUCAGAACUCGUUCGUCGACUGGGCACUCAGCAAAAGAUGCUCCUAGACGUAACAAUGCGCAUGGGAGAGACCGGCGUUGGCGGGAUGCUCUCACCACGGCUUGAGCAGAAUGGCUUCCACGGAGUCACGAACGGGGAGCAGAAGCCCAAUGGCGGCCCAGAGCCCAUCAGCAUGGACAUCUCAGACCUGAUCAGCUCCGCAGUGGAAAUAGCACAAUCUCAGAUCGUCAAGAUCGUUAAUGUCCGCAGCGAACAAGUUACCACCUACAGCACAGACUGGUUCCUGCGAUACUUCACCCUCAACCGAUUAUUCACCCAAGAGUGCGAGGCAGUCAGCGUCCGUGUUGGUAGUGGACUGCAGAACGCUGUCAGCGCUCAGAUUCGUGAAUUCCUGAACUUGUGGCAGCGUGAGCGAAUCCGCAUGUUGGCGGAAUGCCUCGAGAAGGAUAAAUGGGCGCCGCGCGAAUUCGAAGAUGAACGGCAGAAGGGCGUCCAUAGAAUAAUGGAGGCAGCAACCCACGACCCGGAGGUUUGGGUGCGUGCAGGCCGGAUUUGGGAAUUGCGGGAUGAGGAAGAUAAUACUGCACCUCCACCUAUGAAUACAACUGCUACUGCUGGUGAUUCUACUGCAGUUGCCAACGGUAACGGCACCGAAGCUAACGGCGUCAAAGCGCCAGCACCCGGGAAACCCCACGCGGUUGUCGACAACCAGAAAUUUAUCCUCCCGGAAAGUGGAAUAAUGGUAUUAAAAGAACUAGAAGGCUACCUGAAGCUCCUAAUAGUAAUUCCCGGUAUGGCAACAGAUAUUGCCAACAAUCUCCUCUCAUUCCUAAAAGUAUUCCCCCUCCUCCGGAACUCACAAAAGCAAAAAGUACUAACGAACCCAACAAAAAGCUCCACAACUCCCGAACCUACCAACUUAUCCUCGGCGCUGGUGCCACUAAAACCGCCGGCCUAAAGUCCAUAACGACAAAGCACCUAGCCAUGGCUUCGCAGGGCCUAAGCAUAAUCACCUCGCUGCUGCCCUACCUGCGAGAGACGGUGCGGCGGCGAACGCCGCAAUCCCCGACACUACAAGACUUUGACAAAGUGAAGCGCACCUACCAGCAAUACCAAUCCGAAAUCCACACAAAACUGAUCAGUAUCAUGUCCGAGCGCGUAAAGGUGCAUGUGCUAAACCUUAAAGCGCAGGAUUGGGAUGCUGCGAGGGUUGGCGAGGAAGCAGGAGGGAAGUAUUACAUGGAAACGCUCUGCAAGGAGACUACAGUCCUGCACAAAGUCCUCUCGAAGCACCUGCCCAGGGAGACACUAGUCGGGAUCAUGACUCCAGUGUUUGAAGACUACCGGGCCAGGCUCGAAGAUGGGUUUCGGGACGUGGUUGUUCGUAGCCAGGGUGCUAAAGAGCGGUUUGUUCUCUCAUACCCCAUCAACACACUUCUAUCACACGUGCUAACGCGGAAAUAGCAUGACCCAAGACGCCCAAAUGUUCAUCGACCGUCUAUCCAAGUUGGACGGGUACUCCGGUUCCGGUGACGCGAUCCUGCAAAUCGCCCAGUCAAAAGUGGUAGUCGGUAGGAGCUCCACUCCAGCCAUUAGUACCAGCAGCAACAACAGUGGUGGUUCCUAGUGGCUGUUCUCCCUCCCCCCUCCCCCCCUUGCCUUUUUCAUUCUUGUUGCCUACUCGUUUGUUUCUAUCUCUUUCACUCGUAGAUGGCGUUUGUAUAGCAUACUCUCUCUCUCUUUCUUCCCC
Molecule: messenger RNA, 3801 nt
Organism: Tuber aestivum (summer truffle)
Lineage: Eukaryota; Fungi; Ascomycota; Pezizomycetes; Pezizales; Tuberaceae
Source: the annotation of a GenBank genome assembly